AUGUCUAGAAUACUAGUUAUCGGGGCAGGUGGCGUUGGGGUCAUUACUGCGCUUUCGUUGUGGCUUAAGAAGGAGAGCGACGUUUCCUUGGUAGUCAGAUCUGACUACGAUAGGGUAUUGAAGCAUGGCUACACAAUCGAAUCAUGUGACUAUGGCCGGUUAGAAGGUUGGAGACCCCACCAUAUUUACAGCAGCGUCGAGGACGCUGCUUCUGCCGCAGACAACCAAGGAUACAACUAUAUUGUAGUGACUACCAAGAACAUCAUAGAUGGGCCCGUUAAUUCAAGGGUGUCCAACAUCAUCAGACCUGUGCUUGAGAAGAAUAAAGAGCUACAUGGGCCGCAAUUGACGACACACAUUUUACUGGUACAGAACGGAAUCGAUAUUGAGAAGGAGAUAUGGGCGGAAUUUCCCAGAGAGCAGUAUCGUUACACGGUGCUUUCUGGCAUCCAGUUAAUCGGAUCCACUAAGAUCGGGUCAGGCCAUAUCAGUCAAGUGGGCCAGGACCACUUAUCGUGUGGAGCUUUUGAUCCACAGGACGCUGCUGCUAUCCAGGCUGCCAACGACUUCGUCAGGAUGUACAGCAACGAGGGGCAAAACUUUGUCGAAUUUGACCCUAGGGUCCGUUACUCUCGGUGGAAGAAGUUGCUCUACAAUGCAGCUAUCAACACAUCCACGGCACUUGUGGGGCUAGACGUUCCGCGUUGCCUGGAGUUUGGGGUUAACAAGAAGAGCACAGAAAUUGAAGUGUUCCACCCUGCCAUGAGGGAGAUCAUCGCCAUUGCGGCGAGUGAAGGCAUCAUUAUCGAAGAGGAGUUCAUAACGAUGUUUACAGAGAUUACCAGGAAAAAGGUGUUCAAGCCAUCCAUGUGCGUGGACUGCGAGAAGGGCCAAUUGAUGGAGCUAGAAGUCAUCCUAGGCAACCCCAUAAGAAUCGCGAAAAGAAACGGCGUCGCUACACCCACUCUUUCUAUCUUAUACAACCUACUUGUGCUAGUACAGGCCAAACUAAAGGAGCGGAAAGGCCUAUUGAAGUUCGACGAAAAAACUGCCACUCUUGUGGACGAGUAG
Saccharomyces cerevisiae S288C is the source of this 1071-nucleotide messenger RNA. RefSeq lists its product as uncharacterized. NCBI's taxonomy places the organism in Eukaryota, Fungi, Ascomycota, Saccharomycetes, Saccharomycetales, Saccharomycetaceae. The record is from RefSeq and is marked reviewed. The transcript has a single exon. Gene Ontology annotation, cellular component: nucleus; cytoplasm. The coding region runs from base 1 to 1071 and encodes 356 amino acids.